AUGCGCUACAGAGGCGAAACGCCGGACUGCUCUAGAGGCUACGAGGCAUGGCUGCUACAAGAAGCCAAGGCACGAAAUCCUUUGAUUCGAACCUACGCAUUGGCCUGGGGCGUGCCUGGAUGGAUUGGCAACGGCACCUUCUUUAGUGAGGACAACAUCCACUACCAUGUCUCGUGGUUGAAGUGCAUCAAGGAAAGGUACGACAUUGACAUUGAUUACAUGGGACUUUGGAAUGAGAUGCCCUGGGGUGACGUUUGGUACGUCUUUGAUCUCGCAUCUGCCAUCAAGGAUGCCGAGCUAAGUACCCAGCUGGUUCUUCUGGAUCAAGCCUCCAGCACCGCCAGUGCGGAUUUUCUCUCCCUCUUUCGACGCGAUGAACGUUUUCAAGAGCUGGUGGCAGCAGUGGGUUUGCAUUACCCUUGCGUUUCUGACCCAAAGUUGCUAGAUGCCUUGGAAGCGCACCCGCACACACGAUUUUGGUCUUCAGAGGAACUGUCAACCGUGGCAGACUGGGGUGGGGCUGGCUGCUGGGGCCGCAUGAUCAAUCAGAACUAUGUGCGAAUGAAAGCAACCUCUUCAAUCGCAUGGUCUUUGAUUUGGAGUGUGUAUCCCAACCUGGAAUGCUUCGGUAACGGCCUCCUGUAUGCCUACGAACCCUGGAGCGGGCAUUAUGAGGUGAUGGCACCGCUGUGGACCUCCGCGCACACCACGCAGUUCACCAAGCUUGGCUGGAACUACCUGCCCGUGGGCGAUGCUGCCGGGCUACUGCCGGAGGGUGGCACCUAUGUCACCAUUGCGAGUUCCGACUUGAGCGACUUCACCAUCGUCAUCGAGACACUCACAGGCCGCUGCAUGUACCACGACGGAUGCUUUCACACGAAGACGCCGCAGGAGGUGCAGCAUCUAGAGUUCCAGCUGAGUGACAACCUCACUGCUGCAGCACGCGGCAGAGACUUGGAGGUGUGGGCCACAAAUGCCACCCACUGGUUCCGGCGCCUCGAAGAUCUACGCGUGGAUCCGGAAGGAAUCUUGAGGAUUUCUAUGGAGGUGGAUGCCAUUCUCACCAUCAGCACUCUGCAUGAGGCCACAAAGCAAGGCCAAAGAGCCUCCAGUCCGAAGGACGCGCCUGAGAUUCCUCAGCCAGCACCCUUUCCGCUUCCGUUUCAGGAGGAGUUUGAUGCUGUGGAGCUGCAUCGAUCGCCUCCGUUCUUUGCAGAUCAGGGUGGGACCUUCGAAGUCGUUGAGGACAUGGAUUUGGUGAGGGGGACCAGGCUGAACCGAGUCCUUCAACAGCAGGUGUUGCAGGUUCCAAUCGGUUGGAGCGGUGCAGCCCCUGAGCCUCUCACGCUCUUUGGAGGCACCAACUGGACAGAUGUGGACGUGGAGGUAUCAGCACGCUUUGAAGGACCAACAUCAGGAAAGUUUACGCCUCUACAGCCGUUUGGCCACCAGACGGUCCUCAGUCUGUUGGAGGAAGGCAAAAAGCGAAGUCGCAAGGCUCGCUAUGUGGGUCUUUGCGCCAGGGUUCUUCGCUAUACCUUCUUCAACACCGGUGGCAAGCCUCAAGGAUAUUGUCUCCAGGUGACGGAUGACGGGCUCAGUGCCAUGUGGACACUGACGGCCUCGUCGGAGGUGGUGGCUGCGGGAGCGCUGAGUGAUGCCAGCAAGGAAAAGAUUGCGCGCAAGGGGUGGCUUCAGCUGCGAUUGGAGGUCAGCAAGGCCCGCAUCCGCGCUCUCAUCGACGGGGAGACGGUGAGCAACAUCAUUGACACAAGCCUCCCCAUGGGACAGGUGGCCUUGAACUGCGGCUACCACAAGUGCCAGUUUGACAAUAUCAAGGUCCUGCCCUCGAGCAAAAACGUCACCUCAUUCCUGGCGACGACGUCUCGCGAGCUGCUGAAGAUGUACAGUCCUGUGACCUUCCACUACGACGCCCGCACCUGCGACCCUUCCCCAGCGCAGACGCCCAAGAGGGACGACUUUACCGGCUUCGUGGGCUUGGCCUUUGUACCCCAAGUUCCAGUGAGGCUAGCGGCCUUGGGCCGUAUGGUGCUUCGUGGAGGCCCCCCGGUGGCUGCAGUGCACAAUGUGGAACUGCUGGAAGUGGACGGCAAGCAGUUGAGAUACUUGGCUUCUGCUGCAGUUCCGACCACCCCAUCUCAGCAGGUGGGAAUCAUCUCCACGGAUGAAGGCUUUCAGUAUGCGGAGCUGCGAGAAAGUGUGCUCUUGGAGCCUGGUCACAAGUACGUCCUGGCGUCUUCUGAGAUCAGUGGUGGGGACUUCUUUUAUGACAAGGCUGUGGUGGCCGAAGCCACCGAAGGAGUUGAGAUCUUGGGCCCUGCGUAUUCCAACCAGAGCGGUUGGAUCUUUGACUCCGAACCAAAUUUGUUGUUUGGGCCUUUGAAUGCCCUGCUGAUCCCUGAGGCGCAAACUCAGCAGUUGUUCACCCCUGUUGCUGACCCUGAGAAGGCUGAGAAGAAUGCUGCUUCAGCGCCAGCCUUAGUCAUGAAGUCACAAGAGUCGAAGGCCACCUCUCGGACAGCUGAAGCUUCAGACGCGUUUCCUGUUCCAAACGAAGACGAGGCUUCGACUCAGUGGCAGGUGGAGGUCGUGGAGGACCAGACACUGAGCGCGCUGGAUCUCCUAUCGCCUUGA
Cladocopium goreaui is the source of this 2655-nucleotide messenger RNA. Lineage: Eukaryota; Dinophyceae; Suessiales; Symbiodiniaceae. The record is from the annotation of a GenBank genome assembly.